AACACCAAUAGAGUUAUGUAUCAAACUCCUGCCCCUCUUCUCUGGACCUUUGACACUCAGCGUAACAAUAAAAGGAACCUUGUGAGAGGAGCAGUGUUCAGAAGAGCUGCUGCUGUGAAAACUCUGCUGAAGACCAUCCACAGUGAUCUGAACAUCUCCACAAUGUGGCUCUUGAUUUUCUUGGUCUGGUUGAUUAUAUGGGCCGGUGGCACCUACUGGUACCUGUUUGGGAAACCGAGCCCUUUCUCUCUGGAGUCAGUGAGACCUCCUGGACCUCGUGAGUUUGAUCAGAAGAAGCGGGACAAAGUCAUCAAGCAAGGUUUCAGUCUUGACAAGGUGCCCCAGAAUCUGGACGUCAUUGUCAUUGGUAGUGGUAUUGGUGGUCUGUCAGCUGGAGCUACAUUGGCCAAAGCAGGGAAGAGAGUCCUGGUGCUGGAACAACACGACCAGGCAGGGGGCUGCUGCCACACCUACAUAGAGAAAGGCUUUGAGUUUGAUGUUGGGCUUCACUACAUUGGUCAGCUCCAUGAGAACAGUCUGCUGCGCAUCAUCUUUGACCAGCUCUCUGAGGGGCAGCUGGAAUUCCAGGAGCUAAAUCAACAUUUUGAUACCAUCCAGAUCGGCCUGGGCGAUGAGAAGCGAGAGUACACCAUAUUCUCUGGUAAAACUGAGAUGAAAGCCCAUCUGAUGAAGCAAUUCCCUGAUGAAACCGAGGCCAUUGAGACAUUCUUCAAAAUAAUGAAGGUCUCAGCUAAGAAGACACACUACCUGGCCACUUUAAAGCUGAUCCCUCAGUGGGUGUCUUUAUUCCUGCUGAAGUCGGGCAUCGCAAACCUCGUCUCCCCAGUUUUCCGCCUUUCUGGCACAUGUGCAACAGAUUUGGUGAACACCCUGACCAGCAACAAGGAUCUCCACGUCAUCUUCUCUUACCUUUUCUAUGGUGUGCCUCCAAAGGACUCCAGCAUUCUGAUCAAUGCCCUCCUGGUUCACCACUACAAACGCGGUGCCUACUACCCUAAAGGUGGCGCCAGUGAAAUCGCAUUCCACAUCAUUCGCACCAUUCAGAAAUAUGGAGGAAACUGCUUGGUCAGAGCCCCGGUCUCCCAGAUCCUGGUUAACGAGAAGGGGGCAGCUUAUGGUGUGAAAGUGAGGAAAGGUCAGGAGGAAGUGGAGGUUCAUGCGCCUGUGGUCGUCUCAAACUGUGGCAUCUUCACCACCUUCCAGAAACUUCUUCCACCUGAGAUUCAAGUCAAACACGAUAUUCAGGAGAGACUGAACAUGAUGAAACACGGCAGAGGAUCAUUCUUGGUCUUCUCUGGCUUUGAUGGAACUGAGGAGGAGCUGGGCCUCGUGUCCACUAACUUCUGGCUGUUCAAAAACAAUGAUAUGGACAAGUCGAUGGAAGACUUCUUUGCAUUGAGCAAAGAGGAAGCACCGGACAACAUUCCCAUGAUGUUCAUUACAAUGCCAUCUUCCAAAGACCCAGAGGCCAAAAUAAGACACCCUGGAAAAUCUUGCAUGACAAUACUGACCAUGGUGAAGUACGAGUGGUUUGAGGAAUGGAAGGACACAGUUGUACGCAAAAGGGGUGACGAAUACCACGACUACAAAAUGAGAUUUGCUAACAACCUCUUUGACUGGGCCUGCACUUUGUUCCCUAAAAUCAAAGACAAGCUGGUUUUCCAGGAUGUGGCAACCCCACUGACCAACAUGCACUACCUGGGUGCCCAGCGUGGAGCCAUGUACUCCGCUGAGCACAACCUGGACCGUUUCCAUGCUGAGGCUGUGGCGAGGAACAGGUGCAACACCCCCGUGAAAAACCUCUAUAUCUCAGGCCAAGACGUGUUUAGCUGUGGGAUAGCAGGAGCUCUACAUGGUGGACUCCUCUGCGCCUCCACUGUGUUAGAUCACAUUGUCUACAUCGACUUGCUCAUCCUCAAGAAGAAGCUGAAGAGGAGGAAAGCCAGAGAGCUGGCCCAGCUGGCUAAGAAGAAACUGCAGUGAGCGCGUAGUGAGUGCACUUCCCCUGCAGGACAUUAAUGAAACUGCACAAACCUGGUGCAACAGGACCCUUGAUUGUUGUUAAAAGCUCAGAGGAACACACCACCACUGUAUUCCAAUUCUGCUCUAUGUGACUAAUAUUAUGUCUAUGCAUACUUACGCCCAUGGUGCACUUUUGUGGUGGUUACAAGGAACAGAUGUGAUGUCCUUUUUUGUCCCCCAAACAAAAAAAUCUAAUUACAUAAAUUCACAAAUAGCAAAGAAAUUAUUAGUUUUUAAAAUUUCUGAGCUAAAGGCAUCACACAAAUUGAGUCUUUUGAUUAACUUUAUCUUGAGAACCAGAAUAAUCCAUGUGUUCCUGGUAGAUCAUUAAGUCUGAUGGUCUAUGCUAACAUACUAAACUGCCUGGUCUUGAGCAACCAGUAUACAGACAACUGGUUCACUCAUUAAAAAUCUGUAUUUUUGCAACAUAUUUAGCUCCCAUUUACAUUUAGAACUGCUACUUGUUCAGAUUUUUGCUUUUAGGGUUGUUGCCUGUGCUAGUCAUGAAUUAUCUUAACGUGUAAAAUGAACUAUGUGUAGCAUGGGUUAACAUGGAGCACUGGAAACAAUAAUCUAGAUUAGAAUGGUUCGUUCACAUGGGAGUUGUAAAACAAGACUAGAAAUAUAUUGUCAAAUUUUUUGUUUUUUGUUUUUGUUUUUAGUGGGAUUGUUGCUGCAGCAUCUUCUCAGUA
Messenger RNA from Lates calcarifer (barramundi perch), 2735 nucleotides. Its product is annotated as inactive all-trans-retinol 13,14-reductase. The record is from RefSeq and is a predicted model, not a curated record. The coding region runs from base 16 to 2004 and encodes 662 amino acids. The transcript is spliced from 11 exons. Lineage: Eukaryota; Metazoa; Chordata; Actinopteri; Centropomidae.